AUGAAAUAUUCCAACAUUUCGUCAACAUCUGGAUCACCACCAAUCACUGGUCAAGUAGUUGCAGGUGGUACUUUCGGAAAUGGUUAUAAUCAGCAAUUGAUCUCGUGGGGAGUAGCAGUUGACCCUAGCGGUUAUGUAUUUGUAUCAGAUUAUGCUAAUAAUCGGGUCAUGAAAUGGGCUCCAGGGGCAGUCACUGGUAGCUUAGUAGCUGGAAUAGGAAAUGGUACUGCCGGAAAUGGUUCAAGAGAACUUCAUUGGCCGUUGGGUAUUUAUCUUGAUCAAAGUUUAGCGCUAUAUAUUGCAGACGCUGGCAAUGGUCGAAUUCAAAAAUGGUUAUCCGGAUCAUCAACAGGCAUAACAGUCGCUGGCACCAAUGGUCAGAUAGGCUAUCCAACUGAUGUUUCUGUUGACAACUAUGGCGCAAUAUAUGCAUGGAGCGGGGGUGGUUUAUAUCGAUUUACUCCAGGAUCUACUUGGGGCACUAUUGUUAUUUCAUAUUAUAGCGCCGUUUUUGGCUUUAAAUUUGAUUCGAUCGGUAAUGUAAUCCUUGGACAACAUAAAGCAGCGGGUUAUAUCUAA
Molecule: messenger RNA, 579 nt
Organism: Rotaria sp. Silwood1
Lineage: Eukaryota; Metazoa; Rotifera; Eurotatoria; Philodinida; Philodinidae
Source: the annotation of a GenBank genome assembly